Salarias fasciatus (jewelled blenny) is the source of this 2601-nucleotide messenger RNA. It is a transcript of the gene ctsc, whose product is annotated as cathepsin C. Gene Ontology annotation, molecular function: cysteine-type peptidase activity. The transcript is spliced from 8 exons. The record is from RefSeq and is a predicted model, not a curated record. NCBI's taxonomy places the organism in Eukaryota, Metazoa, Chordata, Actinopteri, Blenniiformes, Blenniidae. Gene Ontology annotation, biological process: proteolysis. The coding region runs from base 375 to 1745 and encodes 456 amino acids.
AACUACAUCAGCAAUUUUCUUACAAACAUUUUAACCCGGCAUAUCCACUACUCCGAUCACAAAACAUAAUUGGAUGGGCUGAAUAUCCGAGUUUAAUUUGACUAUUUAGAAGUAUCGCUUUGUUUCCAUUCAAACGGAGCGCAUGUGCGGCGUGUCGUGAAGCGGGCGGUGAAUCAUCUUGACUAUUGACUGGAGAAGUGAAACUCUUUGUCCGGACUAAAGUUUGUGUUUGCAUAAAGAGAGCAGUCAGAGGACAGAGUGACAGGUUUGUCCCAGCAGGACCCACAAAAUCAGGGUCAGACACUUCCCACAGUGAGUCCGGGGACCUGCGAGCGUGUUUCCGUCGUGUUAUUAGUGCUAGCAGGUGAGUGAAGAUGAGCCCGAGCCGCGUGCUCCUGUGCGCGCUCCUCCUGCUCUGCGUUGAGGGCUCUCUGGGGGACACUCCGGCCAACUGCUCCUACGAGGACCUGCUGGGGACCUGGGUCUUCAAGGUGUCCAAGGUGGGACACGACCAGACCAUCAACUGCUCCUCUGAAGCCGCAGGCGAGAGCACCGUGACCGUGACCCUGGAGAAACUGUCUGUGGCUACGGAUGAGCUGGGAAACACCGGCUUCUUCACCCUCAUCUACAACCAGGGCUUCGAAGUGGUCAUCAACGGCUACAAGUGGUUUGCUUUCUUUAAGUACACUCAGGAUGGCAGUCAGGUGACCAGCUACUGUGACCAGACCCUGCCGGGGUGGGUCCACGACGUCCUCGGCCGCAACUGGGCCUGUUUUGUGGGGAAGAGGGUGGACCCGGUGCCCCCCCGCGCAAACUAUAAACCUCUCCUGAGCAGCAGGCUGCUCAAUAAGCCAUAUAAACACAACCUGGACUUCAUUGAUUCCAUCAACGCCGUGCAGAAGUCCUGGAAGGCCGUGGCGUAUGAGGAGCAUGAGCUGUUCACCCUGCGGGAGCUGCACUACAGAGCAGGAGGGCCUGCUUCACACAUCCCAAGGCGUCUUCGCCCUGCGUCUGUGAAAGCUGACGUUGCCAAGAUGGCAGCGGCUCUGCCGGAGCACUGGGACUGGAGGAAGGUUGACGGCGUUAACUUUGUUAGCCCUGUGAGAAACCAAGGAUCGUGUGGCAGCUGCUACUCCUUCGCCACCAUGGGAAUGCUGGAAGCUCGGGUUCGAAUCCUGACCAACAACAGCCAAGCGCCCAUCUUCAGCCCUCAGCAGGUGGUCUCCUGCUCCGAGUACGCUCAAGGUUGUGAUGGGGGGUUCCCGUACUUGAUUGGGAAGUAUGUGCAGGAUUUCGGCAUCGUGGAGGAGUCCUGCUUCCCGUACAUUGGAAAGGACUCUCCGUGCGGCGUUCCCAAAAACUGCGUCCGCACCUACACGGCAGAGUACGGCUACGUCGGUGGAUUCUAUGGCGGCUGCAGUGAAGCGGCCAUGAUGUUGGAGCUGGUGAAGAACGGGCCCAUGGCGGUGGCCUUUGAGGUGUACCCUGACUUCAUGACCUAUAAGGAGGGAAUCUACCACCACACCGGCCUCACGGACGUCUUCAACCCCUUCGAGCUGACCAACCACGCCGUGCUGCUGGUGGGCUACGGCCGCUGCCACAUGACCGGGCAGAAGUACUGGAUCGUCAAGAACAGCUGGGGCGAGGGCUGGGGCGAGGGCGGCUUCUUCCGCAUCCGCCGGGGCAGCGACGAGUGCUCCAUCGAGAGCAUCGCGUUGGCAGCCACCCCCAUCCCCAAGCUGUAGAAAUCAGCGUCAGUGGUUUUAUGUAGCAAGAAUGUUUUUAACGUCUGAGAGCCAGUGAGACUAAAACUUCAAGCUGAACUCUGUAAGUUUUUCACAAGGAGCGAGUCAGACUUGUUCUUCUCUACCGUAGCAAGUGGAGCCAGAAGUGCUCACAAAACUUCACAUCACGAUAAAAACUUCCAGAUUUCAGCUUCUUGGCCAGAAAUAUUGUUUGAAAGGGAAAUCGAUGGAUUCUUUCACAAUGGGGAUCUUAUUUUUAUUUUUUUAAGCCAUAUCUUGCACUGUCUUAUUUCACUUUUAGAUCACCACAAUUGACAAGGGAAUCACCCGUCCUCUCACCACUUUGAUAGUUACUGCAGUAAAACUCCAGACUUCAAGUCAGCUUUUUAACGUAUUUCUCAUAUUCUUUUGUUUACAGGCCUCAAAAUGGAUUUUAAUUAAAGGGAACUGUCAUCCUCUUUGGAUGCCAUGAGUGUUAUUGAGAUGGAUUUACUCCGUCAGGUAUUUCUGUUUUAGAUUCUCGCCUCAGUGGUUUUGGCCAGCAUUGAUUAACCGUCCAUGAAUGAUUGAGUUCAAGCUGCAACUGCCAAAUUAAAGUGGAAUUUAAAUGGAUUGACACAUACCGUCUGAGACGGGAAGAGUUACUGUUCAUGCGUUCAGGUGCAGGGCUUUGAUGUGUUAGUCUCAGGGAAGCACAGCAGAAAAUCAGUUUCAUUUGUGUCCUUGCAUCACAAUCGCAAUGCUGUAACUGUCCUGUCUCUGUCGGCUUGUUUGUGAGCAGCGCUCGCUGAGGGGCUUUUGAAAAGGAUGUCUGGAAAAGCCAAUAAAGGGAUGCUAUUGAUUGCAGUGCCUUUUA